AUGACUUGGGCGCAGGCCUUCGCGCUACUCCUCUUUGCUGCCGCGCUCGUUGGUCGGACAUGGGGGGCAGCGACUGCAGGUGACAUAGUCAACUUGGGUUAUGCACGUUACCUUGGGAAUCGAACCUUUCCCAACACCAACGCAUUUCUUGGAAUACCAUAUGCCGAACCUCCGCUGGGUGAGCGACGCUUCAGGGCGCCGUUGCCUUUGAAUACUGCUCGUGUUCGCAAAGAAUCGCGUGGGCUAGCGAUAGAUGCAACAAAAUACCCCGAACCUUGCGUGCAAGGAACUACGGGAGGCGGCGAUGCCGGUGGCGCUGGCAGCGAGGAUUGCUUGAAGGUCAAUAUUUAUGCCCCCGUUGGUGCUAAGCGAGGCAGUAAACUACCUGUGUUAUUCUACAUCCAUGGAGGAGGCUAUGUCUUCGGGAAUCCUCGCAAUUGGCCUUUCGAUCAUUGGAUUCGCCAGAGUCCAAAUGUGGUCAUCGUCUCUGUGUACUACAGACUCGACUCUUUCGGCUUUCUGGCCACUCCAGAAUUUCGAAACCCAGUCUUCGGCGAUUUCAAUGCUGGAUUCAAGGACCAAAUCCAAGCUUUGGCCUGGGUAAAAACACAUAUCGAUGCCUUUGGCGGCGACCCAACUAAAGUCACGAUCAAUGGCGAAAGCGCGGGCGGUUCCUCCGUUGAAUUGCACUUGGUUGCUAAUGUACAACGGCAGCUAUUUUCUGGCGCGAUUGCACAGAGUGUAUAUCGAACCCCUUUGGUCACGCCGGAGCAGCAGAGGCCCUUAUUUGAAUUCUACUCAUCGCAGGCUGGUUGUGGUGUAGGUAAAAUAGCCCAGCGUUUAUCCUGCCUCCGCACAGCGAGUAUCAGCGCCCUUGCCCGAGCGCAAGACGCAAGUGGGACAAGUGCUUUUUCUGGUCCAUUCAAUGGCUUCCAUCCUGUGCUGGACGGGAAAUUGUUCACAGACCUACCGACGAAGUCUAUAAUCGCUGGUAGAUUUCAUAGAGUGCCUCUGAUAGUAGGAGCAACCUCCAACGAAACGCUUUCUGGCAGUGCUGACUUUCGCACAACUCUACCCGUUUUCUUCCCACUUCUCGACAAUAAAGACCUUGAUCAGUAUGCCAAGGUGUACCCAGAGUCCGAUUUCUCAAACGUCACCCAGAGGAACGAAGUGAUAACCGGUGAAUCCGAGUUGAUAUGUGCUAGGACGAUCAUGGGCAGCGCGUUUUCUGAGCGAGUCAACGCCUGGACAUAUCGGUAUAAUCAGAGGAAUCCGACAAGCGGAGGGGUGGGAGUUGGGCAUGCGGCCGAAAACUGGAUGAUGUUUUUGGGUACGAACACAGGAUUCAACGGAACCACGACGUUCACCAAGAUGUCGCCUAUCGAAACUUCGUUCGCCGAAGAACUCAUCGCGUAUUGGCUUUCCUUCGUACGCGCAGGGAACCCUAACACGUUCAAAUUGGCUCGUUCACCUACGUGGCCCCAAUACUCGAAGAAACAGCGUAACCGAAUCUCGCUACAGCAAGCGGCGGGCAGCACCACGAUAAGCGGAAGUACUAUAGAGCUUGAAAGCACGAAGGAAACAGAACGGUGUGCUUUCGUAGCCGGAAAGGUCGAGCAUCAGCAGAAUUGA
Messenger RNA from Pleurotus ostreatus (oyster mushroom), 1632 nucleotides. RefSeq lists its product as uncharacterized. Lineage: Eukaryota; Fungi; Basidiomycota; Agaricomycetes; Agaricales; Pleurotaceae. The record is from RefSeq and is a predicted model, not a curated record. The transcript has 9 exons. The coding region runs from base 1 to 1632 and encodes 543 amino acids.